AUUCAUUCUUUCAUCCAUCAGAUUAAAUAUCAACGCACAGCAAUUUAGAAGGCGCAAUUUAUCAUGUCAGGAAUCUGUAGAAGUCGUCUCGCUGAGGAAAGGAAACAAUGGCGAAAGGAUCACCCAUUUGGCUUCUAUGCAAGGCCAGACAAGAAGCAGGAUGGCACUCUGGAUCUUAUGAACUGGCAGGUCGGCAUUCCAGGCAAAGCAAAUACGCCCUGGGAAGGAGGAGUCUACAAGCUUGUGUUGAUUUUCCCAGAAGAUUAUCCUAGCAAGCCUCCAAAGUGUAAAUUUGUUCCACCACUUUUUCAUCCAAAUGUUUAUCCUUCAGGGACUGUAUGUCUGUCAAUCUUGAAUGAAGAAGAAGGCUGGAAGCCCGCUAUUACUAUUAAGCAGAUCCUGCUUGGUAUCCAAGACUUGCUUAAUGAUCCAAAUCCGGAAAGUCCUGCUCAAUCUGAAGCAUAUGUUAUGUUCAAGAAGGAUAAAGUCAGUUACGAGAAGCGUGUGCGGCAACAGGCCAAAGAGAACGCACCAUGAUAGCGCAUCACGGAGAUGAACCCAAAAGACUAGAACGAUGCAGGGGUUUAGCAUUUUCAUUAUUGAGAUAUAUUCCAUUCUCUCACUCUCUCU
Molecule: messenger RNA, 630 nt
Organism: Lobosporangium transversale
Lineage: Eukaryota; Fungi; Mortierellomycota; Mortierellomycetes; Mortierellales; Mortierellaceae
Product: putative ubiquitin--protein ligase hus5
Exons: 7
Coding region: 64-537 (157 amino acids)
Biological process (GO): protein sumoylation
Cellular component (GO): nucleus
Molecular function (GO): SUMO conjugating enzyme activity
Source: RefSeq, a predicted model, not a curated record